AUGGAAACGUGGUUGGUGUCGGUGCUGGUGCUGCUGGGUCUGCCGGGGCCCCUCGGGGCAGGGCCCCCCGCCCACAACAGCACACAUUCGGUAACGGACGGGUUUUUUUACUCAGAGGCCACAUCUGAGCUCAGGUCCACGGAAAACGGAGCAGCUUCAUCUUCAUACUCCAGCGAGAGUUUAUCCCCAUCACAGCAGAACCUCCUGCUCACGCGCACAGCUGAAACACGCGCUGCUGCCUCCGCAAUGUUCAACACUGAACAGACAGAAGUCUUCACAGAAACAAGCAAAGGGUCUCUAGAAGCCAAAAACCUGUCAACUGAGCCACUUACCUUCUCCUUUGUAAUCACCACUGAGGCCAGCAGCAGCAGCAGCAGCAGAGACUGGAAGGACUUCACCAACACAAAGCAGAUGCCUGUCGUGGCCCACACGUUGUCCCCAGAGGACAGGUCCUUUCAAUCUACAGAGGAGGAAAACCUGCCCCAGGACAGCCCAGAUACCACUCUCCGAUUGGGGGGCGUCACAGAUUUGGCGUCGCAGACUGCCGUCCUCGGUGAACGCACGUAUACGACCACCAUCAGCCGAGCUGGGGAGAGGACCCUGCUUUCUGUCACCUCCUCCUCUAACAACACCUCCUCUGCCUUUACAGAGGACUCCAGCUCCCGUCAACCUUCCUCUACCUGGGGGAGUCCUCCCACGCCUGCAGAGACAGAGGAUUACACUCAAAGCGCUCCGUCAACAAGGACUAACGGGAGGGAGCAGCACACAUAUGGGGCCUUCUCAGAGACUGGGAGCCCAGUGGGGAUCAGAGGAACCCCGACUUUAACUGGACAACCUAAUGCCACCACGCAUCAGCGUUCUUCAACUGCACAGGAGACCCCUGAUUCAACGCCCCCUCUCUGGGUGACGGAGCUCAGCACCAACCAGUCAGAAGUCUCUGUUUCUGCCACUCCUCCUUCUUUCACGCCUGUAAAUGUCUCUGGGACAGAUGAUGGGUCAGGGUCGAGUGUUAGGACGUCCACAGAAGCGACCAUUGGAGCCCACAGCUCCAGCACUCAGAACCAGGAGGGCACAGAGGGGCUUUCAUCCCGAACCAGUGAGGGCAGCAUGAGGCGGGGUCUGACCGCAGCACCCUCCACGGUCAGCAGUAGCACCUCAGAAAUGAAUGAUUCUUCGACAGACGUGCCAGUCGUUGUUACCGAGGUCUUUCUCACCACCGAGCCACAGAAUGUCACUGACAGAUCACAGACAACAGAGGGAAACACUUCUGAAGCUACUGCCUUUACGACCACCGUGGCAUCCACCCUGCACCCCCUACCUUCAACGUCAUCAACAUUUUUAAGCAGCGUCUCGAGUGGUUAUUCUUCUCAGGCCCCUACAGAGGCCACCAUUCCAUACACGACCCCCACCUCCACGGUCUCCACCCUGGCGCUGUUGACCUCUGCAGCACAUCCCACUGACCUCGCUUCACCCACUCAGAGACCCUUUGCAGGGACGACCGAGCCAACUGAAGCUACCACCACGCACACCGAGACGAGCACAGGAACCCAGGGAGUUACCACAGCUGCGAGUCAGUACAUGGAGAGCACCCCCACUCACAGAACUCCAGCAGGGAGCACAGAAGCUCAGCACACCACCAGCAAACAGUCGGAGUGGGUGGAAGCAACCCCACCUAUUGUUAUCCAAACUGCAAGGGUGCCACCACUAGGAAACCCUUGUGUGUCAAACCCUUGCAUGAACGGAGGUGUGUGUGUGAGCUACGAAGGGCCAGAGUACGCCUGUCGCUGUAAGCAGGCCUGGACGGGACCAAACUGUGACCAGGAUGUGGAUGAGUGCGAGAAGGACCCCUGCCCCACUGGCUCCAGAUGUGUUAACACCAGAGGCUCCUUCAGCUGCGAGUGUCCGCUUGGAUUUGAUCUGCAUGAUGGACGCACAUGCACCAGAGCAAAAACAUUUCUGGGAACGUUUAGUUUUGACAAACAUGAUUCUUCUAUAAAAAGCGCCGCCAUGCAUGAGAUCCAGAGAGAAAUCAUACAGCUGCUCAAUGUCUCAUUGUCAGUCCUUCGAGGGUACAGUCGUUCAACUCUGAGCAAGAAAGAGCAGGGUGGGCUUCAUAUCCUGGCUAUCAACAUGUUUUCCAUCUCCGCUGACGUGACGACAGCUGAAGUCUAUGAAAGCGUCACGGUGUUUCUCAGAAAGUGCAACUCCUCGCUGAGCCACUGCCGAAUGGUCCUGAUGCACCAGCUCUCGUACCACAUGGAGAGUUUGUGUGAAGCUCAGAGGACUCAGUGUGAUCCAGAGCGCUCCUUCUGCACCGACAGCAGUGGCACUUCCUCCUGUCAGUGUCUGCAGGGGUAUUACAAACACAGUCCGGAUGAGAUGUCCUGCUUGGAAUGUGGGGAUGGCUACAAGCUGGAAAAUGGCACGUGUGUCCCGUGCAUGUUUGGAUUUGGAGGACUCAAUUGUGGAAAUUUUUACAAGCUAAUUGCAGUUGUGGUGUCACCUGCAGGGGGAGCUCUGCUCCUCAUCCUGAUCAUUGUGCUUAUAGUCACCUGCUGCAAAAAAGACAAAAAUGACAUUAACAAAAUCAUCUUCAAGAGCGGAGAUAUGCAGAUGUCCCCAUACGCGGACUUUCCUAAAAACAGCCGGAUAUCCAUGGAGUGGGGCAGGGAGACGAUCGAGAUGCAAGAAAACGGCAGCACAAAAAAUCUCCUACAGAUGACAGACAUUUACUAUUCUCCUGCUUUGCGUAACUCGGACCUGGAGAGAAACGGCCUUUAUCCAUUCACGGGUCUGCCAGGAUCUCGACACUCGUGUAUUUACCCGGCCCAGUGGAACCCCUCUUUUACAAGUGACGAUUCACGAAGAAGAGACUACUUCUAAGUGUCCCCCUCCCCACCCAAGCAACAAAAAGAAAAAUCUCAGUGUUACAAUUCUGAU
Molecule: messenger RNA, 2940 nt
Organism: Nematolebias whitei (Rio pearlfish)
Lineage: Eukaryota; Metazoa; Chordata; Actinopteri; Cyprinodontiformes; Rivulidae
Gene: heg1
Product: heart development protein with EGF-like domains 1
Exons: 15
Coding region: 1-2883 (960 amino acids)
Biological process (GO): heart development
Molecular function (GO): calcium ion binding
Source: RefSeq, a predicted model, not a curated record